AUGGCUUUGAAGCGUUCGGCGGCUGCUGGCAUCACGGCCUCACAAGGUUCGGUGUUCCCAUCCCCCUUCCUACUUUGCUAUAAAAUGUUUCACACACGCCCAUCGCAGCGACGUAACGUUUUCCUUAAUAUCCUUUCCUUGGUUGGAGCUUACUGGAUUAUCACAACGCUGAUCUCGUUCUCCAAUAACGACAUGGACAACCAUGUUGUGGAUGCUAGAGCGGAAGCGAUGUUGAAAGAACCACUCGGUCGGCAGUUGCAAGAAAAUGGAAAUCUCCUUCCUGAUGAUUCCAAACAGCAACUCGACAAACCAGUCAGUGCUAAUGCAAAUUAUCAGCAAAUACUACGGGCUAGAAGGAAUCACCAGGAUGCCGAAAAGAUAGCGGAAGAGGAAAAAUUUUUGAAAAAAACUAGCAUUUUCGAGAAAAUUACCGGAGAGGACAACAACGGGCUGGAGAAGCCAAAUAUUCCGCAACCAAGACGUUUUAUUUAUAUGGAAAGCAGCCCAAUUUACAAAAAAGAUGAUCCAAAUCAGCCUGGAGAGUAUGGUGCUGCAGUUAGCAUUGACAAAAAUGUAAGCAGAGAUCUUGGAGUUUUUUGUAGGAUGGAUUGGUCCAGAAAUCUUCCGAAUAAGUUGACUUCGUAGAA
Gongylonema pulchrum is the source of this 647-nucleotide messenger RNA. Lineage: Eukaryota; Metazoa; Nematoda; Chromadorea; Rhabditida; Gongylonematidae. The record is from the annotation of a GenBank genome assembly.